Messenger RNA from Vicia faba (fava bean), 1761 nucleotides. The record is from the annotation of a GenBank genome assembly. Lineage: Eukaryota; Viridiplantae; Streptophyta; Magnoliopsida; Fabales; Fabaceae.
AUGUGUGGCAUACUUGCUGUACUUGGUUGCUCUGAUGAUUCACAAGCUAAACGAGUUCGCAUACUUGAGCUUUCUCGCAGAUUGAAGCACCGUGGGCCAGACUGGAGUGGGCUCCACCAACAUGGUGAUAACUAUUUGGCUCAUCAAAGGUUAGCCAUUGUUGAUCCUGCUUCUGGUGAUCAACCUCUCUUCAAUGAAGACAAAUCCAUUAUUGUCACGGUGAAUGGAGAAAUCUACAAUCAUGAAGAGCUCAGAAAACAAUUGCCUAAUCACACGUUUCGUACGCAAUGCGACUGUGAUGUUAUUGCGCACCUGUAUGAGGAGUAUGGAGAAAACUCUGUGGAUAUGUUGGACGGUAUAUUUUCGUUUGUUCUGCUGGAUACUCGCGACAACAGUUUCAUAGUUGCAAGGGAUGCUAUAGGUGUUACUUCCUUGUACAUUGGUUGGGGACUAGAUGGUUCUGUUUGGAUUGCAUCAGAAUUGAAAGGACUGAAUGAUGAAUGUGAACAUUUUGAAGUUUUUCCACCUGGUCACUUAUACUCGAGCAAAGAAAGAGAGUUUCGUCGAUGGUACAAUCCUCCAUGGUUCAACGAGGCUAUUAUUCCGUCAACACCUUAUGAUCCUCUAGUUUUGAGGACCGCCUUUGAAAAGGCUGUGAUAAAGAGGUUGAUGACUGAUGUGCCUUUCGGUGUUUUACUAUCGGGUGGUUUGGAUUCUUCGUUGGUCGCAUCUGUCACUGCUAGAUACCUUGCUGAUACAAAAGCUGCUAAGCAGUGGGGAGCAAAGUUACACUCUUUCUGUGUAGGCCUUAAGGGUGCACCUGACCUGAAGGCUGGAAAAGAGGUAGCAGAUUUCUUAGGAACUGUCCAUCAUGAAUUUCAGUUUACUAUUCAGGAUGGUAUAGAUGCAAUUGAAGAUGUCAUCUAUCACACAGAAACCUACGAUGUCACUACAAUAAGGGCCGCAACGCCUAUGUUUCUGAUGUCUCGUAAGAUCAAAUCAUCAGGAGUCAAAAUGGUUAUUUCUGGAGAAGGAUCUGACGAAAUCUUUGGAGGGUAUCUGUAUUUCCAUAAAGCACCAAACAAAGAAGAGUUUCACCAAGAAACGUGCCGCAAGAUCAAAGCUCUUCAUAGGUAUGAUUGUUUGAGAGCCAAUAAAUCAACUUAUGCAUGGGGUCUAGAAGCUAGAGUGCCAUUUUUGGACAAGGACUUUAUCAAGGCUGCAAUGGACAUUGAUCCUGAGUUUAAAAUGAUAAAACAUGAUGAAGGAAGAAUUGAGAAAUGGAUUCUAAGAAAGGCCUUUGAUGAUGAAGAGAAUCCAUAUCUGCCUAAGCACAUUUUAUAUAGACAGAAGGAACAAUUCAGUGAUGGAGUUGGAUAUGGCUGGAUUGAUGGCAUCAAAGACCAUGCAGCAAAACAUGUCACUGACAAAAUGAUGUUCAAUGCAUCUCACAUCUUUCCUUUCAACACUCCAAAUACCAAAGAAGCAUAUUACUAUAGAAUGAUCUUUGAAAGAUUUUUCCCUCAGAACUCGGCAAGGCUGACAGUUCCUGGAGGACCUAGUGUUGCAUGCAGCACAGAAAAAGCUAUUGAAUGGGAUGCUUCUUGGUCAGGCAACCUUGAUCCAUCUGGUAGAGCAGCACUUGGAGUGCAUGUUUCAGCUUAUGAAAACCAAAUCAACCCAAUUACAAAAGGUGUAGAGCCAGAGAAGAUUAUACCAAAAAUAGGAGUUUCUCCUCUUGGAGUUGCCAUUCAAACCUAG